This is a messenger RNA of Loxodonta africana (African savanna elephant), 633 nucleotides long. RefSeq names its product Wnt family member 3 (gene WNT3). Lineage: Eukaryota; Metazoa; Chordata; Mammalia; Proboscidea; Elephantidae. The record is from RefSeq and is a predicted model, not a curated record. Gene Ontology annotation, cellular component: extracellular region. Gene Ontology annotation, molecular function: cytokine activity; frizzled binding. The transcript has 2 exons. The coding region runs from base 69 to 533 and encodes 154 amino acids. Gene Ontology annotation, biological process: multicellular organism development; cell fate commitment; canonical Wnt signaling pathway.
UGCGCCCUGCGGUGGGGGCAGGCUGGGGGCCAGCGGCUACUCCUCUUCCCCAGACCAUCCUGGACCACAUGCACCUCAAGUGCAAGUGCCACGGGCUGUCGGGCAGCUGCGAGGUGAAGACCUGCUGGUGGGCCCAGCCCGACUUCCGGGCCAUCGGCGACUUCCUCAAGGACAAAUACGACAGCGCCUCGGAAAUGGUGGUGGAGAAGCACCGCGAGUCCCGCGGCUGGGUGGAGACCCUCCGGGCCAAGUACGCGCUCUUCAAGCCGCCCACUGAGAGGGACCUGGUCUACUACGAGAACUCCCCCAACUUUUGCGAGCCCAACCCGGAGACGGGCUCCUUUGGCACCAGGGACCGGACUUGCAAUGUCACCUCCCAUGGCAUUGAUGGCUGCGACCUGCUGUGCUGUGGCCGUGGCCACAACACGAGGACGGAGAAGCGGAAGGAGAAAUGCCACUGCAUCUUCCAUUGGUGCUGCUACGUCAGCUGCCAGGAGUGCGUCCGCGUCUACGACGUGCACACCUGCAAGUAGCGAGCCAGGGUGCUGGGAAUGGGUGAAGUGUAUGACUUGGCGGAUUCACCGAAGUCCCUUGGGAAGCAGGACCUACAGCCAGGGCUCAGCCCUCAGCAUC